Impatiens glandulifera is the source of this 2039-nucleotide messenger RNA. RefSeq names its product vacuolar protein 8. NCBI's taxonomy places the organism in Eukaryota, Viridiplantae, Streptophyta, Magnoliopsida, Ericales, Balsaminaceae. Gene Ontology annotation, molecular function: protein binding. The record is from RefSeq and is a predicted model, not a curated record. The transcript has a single exon. The coding region runs from base 190 to 1941 and encodes 583 amino acids.
AGAUUCAUUCAUCAGAUGUGUGGCCAUAGAAUACAGAUAGAGUGCUUUCUCCAUUUCCUCUUUCUCUCUCUGUUUUUGAUUGAUUUUGAGUAAAAUUCCUGACUGAUAUAACAGCUCCGAUCAACCCGUUUUGCCUGAAAACCCACACUGAAAUGGGAUUUCUUCCGGUGAGAGAUUGAACAAGACAAAAUGAGUGAAGAAGAAGAAGGAGGUGAAGGAAGUUCCAUUUCGCUUUCCACCGGCAAAAAUGGUCUCCGGCGAGCUGCAGAACUCACCACAUCUAUCGUCUCACUUUCUCUUUCAAUCCGUGUCUUCUCUGUCAAGUGGCAAUCCGUACGCGACAAGCUAGAGGAGCUCCACUCCGGUCUCGUGGCGGCGGAGACUUGUAUCCCGGAGGAAGAUCCGUGUUUUGCCUCUGAAAUACCCGCCAUAAUCGAGACAAUAGAAGAAUGUCACGACCUCGCUCGACGGUGUCUCGACCUUACCUACAGUGGGAAGCUGCUGAUGCAGAGCGAUUUGGACAUAAUGUCGUCGAAAUUCGACCGGCACGUCAAAAGCCUCUCCGAAAUUUGUACUUCCGGUAUACUCAGAGAGAAUUUCGCCAUUGUUUUAUCGAAGCCUGGCCUGUCGGCUUCCCGAGAUGACAUGAAGUUCUACGUGAACGACUUGCUGUCGAGAUUCAAGAUUGGCGGAUCUGGAUUGAAGAAACAGGCAUUAAUUCAGUUCAACGAGAUCAUUCAAGAGGACGAGAGGUACAUAAAGAUAGCUAUAGAAACGGGUAGUUUCUUGAAUUUCUUGGUUAAUUUUCUUGAUUCGGAAGAGGAGGGAAUACAAGAAGAAGCUGCUAAAGCUGUUUCUACUAUAUCUGGGUUUGGUUCGUACAGGAAUAUAUUAAUAAGUUGUGGUAUAAUCGGUCCGUCGAUUCGAUCUUUAGAGAGUGGGAAUGGAAGCGGGCUUGGAAGGGAGAUGUCCGCCAGGUGUUUGAUGAAAUUAACCGAGAAUUCAGACAACGCUUGGUCAGUUUCAUCCCACGGAGGAGUAACGGUUCUGCUAAAGAUUUCCACGAGCGGCGAAUACGGCGGAGAAUUGGUCGGGUUAGCCUGUGGGGUGUUGAAGAAUCUGGUCGGAGUCGAAGAAAUCAAAAGGUUCAUGAUUGAAGAAGGCGCCGUCGCAUCUUUCGUAAAGCUAUUGAAAUCCAGAGAUGAAAUCGUGCUCAUAAACUCGAUCGAUUUCCUUCAAUCAAUGGCAUUCGGAGACGAGGCUGUUAAGCAAAUGAUUGUUAACGAAGGCGCAAUUCGAUCGCUAGCCCGAAUAUUCGAGCCGAAAUCUUCUUAUUCAAUAAAGGCCAGAGAGUCAGCCUUGAGUGGAAUCGCAAACCUCUGCUUCACCUCAAAUUCGACACUGAAGUUGCUACUGAAUUCAGGUUUCCUCGAUCACAUCCUGUAUUAUCUCCGAAUUGAUCCGGGUUCUGGUGCGGGUCAAGAGCUGGCGGUGAAAGCGGCGUGUAGGCUAUCGGAGACGUCGGAAGAGGCAAAGAAAGCGAUGGGGGAUGGUGGGUUUAUGCCGGAGUUGGUGAGAUUAUUAAAUGCAAAGUCUUUGGAGGUAAGAGAAACGGCGGGUGAGGUUUUGAUGGGUUUGAUAUCGGUUCAGAGAAAUCGAAAGAGAUUUGUGCAGAAUGAAGAGAACGUGGGUUCGAUUCUAGAGCAGCUCGAGGGAGAAGAGGACUUGGGGAAUGAUAACAAAGGGAAGAGGAAGUUAUUGCUGUCGAUAUUGAUGUCGUUAGUGAGUAGCAGCGGGAGUGCGAGGAAGAAGAUAACAAGUUCAGGGUAUAUGAAGAGUAUAGAGAAGCUAGCCGAAGCCGAUGUUUCAGAUGCCAAAAGGAUUGUAAGAAAACUGUCGUCGAAUAGAUUUCGUACUAUGUUCACCGGAAUCUGGCAUUAGUCAUUCAUCAUGUUUGUAUAUUUUGUUUUAGUUUUCUUUUCUUUUUUGUAUACGGAUGGAUCUUCAUAAUAAUAAUAAUGAAAAUUUGUUCUUCUUUA